Colletotrichum orchidophilum is the source of this 1941-nucleotide messenger RNA. RefSeq lists its product as uncharacterized. The transcript has 2 exons. Bases 1 to 1941 code for a protein of 646 amino acids. Lineage: Eukaryota; Fungi; Ascomycota; Sordariomycetes; Glomerellales; Glomerellaceae. The record is from RefSeq and is a predicted model, not a curated record.
AUGAAGGCAUUCGCACUCUUGGCGCUCGUCGGGGCCGCCGCCGCCGAGCUCACUUCGACCGGCGCGUCCCUCAAGCUCAACGACGUCUACUACUUCGUCUCACCCUUCUCCCAGGGGAAGCCCUCAAACGGCUCUUUCAACAUCAAAUCCCUCCCCCGCGCCUUUGGCUUCACUCCCGUCACUGUCGUCUCCGACCCCGUGCCCCAGGACGCCCUCCAGUCCCUCUUUGCCAACUGGACGAACCAAGACGAUGUCUGGCAGACCGCCUUUCUCAGCACAAUCUUCCUUGCCGGACUUGACAACCCAUGCCUGACCAAGGCCAGCUACGAUGGCAGCAACCAGACGCAGUCCAUCGUCGUACCCUUGACUAAUAAACUCCCCUCGGGACCCUACUUCCUCGACACCCACACUGGCGACGUCUACCAAGCCUUCCGCCUCUACCCGGACUACGCCGGCGCCUUCUCCGAAUCCCUCCUCCAGACCCCAGACAACACAUUCCAGACCCUCUCCGCCCAGGUCCCCGCCUCCGCCUCUCUCACAGUCGGCGUUCCCUCCCGCCUGUACUUCACCCGCACCCCUGCAAAGCCCCUCGCCGGCGUCCGCGUAGGCGUAAAGGACAUUUACGCCCUCGCCGGCGUGAAAGGCUCAAACGGCAACAGGGCCUGGUACGCCCUCUACCCCCCCGCGAAAUCCACGGCACCCGCGAUCCAGAACCUCCUCGAUGCGGGUGCCAUCAUCGUGGGCUACCAGAAACCCUCGCAGUUCGCCAACGGCGAGACGGCGACGGCGGACUGGGUGGACUACCACGCCCCCUUCAACCCGCGCGGCGACGGCUACAAUGAUCCUUCCUCGUCCUCCUCGGGCGCGGGAGCGUCCAUAGGUUCCUACCCCUGGCUCGAUAUUGCCGUCGGCAGCGACACGGGCGGCUCGAUCCGCGGACCGUCGGCCGUGCAGGGACUGUUUGGCAACCGGCCUUCGCACGGCAUCGUCGCGUUGGACGGCGUGAUGCCGCUUUCGCCCACGCUCGACACGGCCGGGUUCCUGACGCGGGAUCCAUAUGUCUGGGACGCGGCGAGCAAGGCGUUGUACGGGACCAACUAUACCUCCUUGGUGGGAACCGAGGCGAAAGUGACGUAUCCCAAGACCGUGUACACUGUCGACUUUCCCACCGACGACGGCGCCGCCGCGCGCAUGCUGAACAAGUUUGCGGACGACCUCGUCGCUUUCCUGGGGACCGAGCUGACGGCGCUCGACUUGUCUUCCGCCUGGGCGGACUCUGGUCCGGAUGCGGUGCGGAAUCAGACCCUGGACGAGGUCCUUGGUCUGACCUAUGCUACGCUCAUUACCAAGGAGCAGACGGCGCUCGUGCGUGAUCCGUUUUAUGCUGAUUAUGCCGCCGCCCACGACGGCCGCCGCCCCUUUGUCAACCCCGUCCCCCUCGCACGCUGGGGCUGGGGCGACACGCAACCCGCCACCGCCCUCGCCGACGCAAAGGCAAACAAGACCCUCUUCAUGGACUGGUUCAACACCGAGAUCCUCCCCCCAGCCACGGCCGUCUCCAACGUCUCGUCGUCCGCGUGCACCUCGGGCCUCCUCCUCUACGUCGGCUCCUCUGGCCGCGCGAGCCCGCGCAACAGGUACCCGACGAACACGACCCCGACCGUGCCGUUGGGCUUCUCCAACGGGCGGCUGAGCGUCUUGAGCGGCGCGCCGGAUCACGUCUUUCCGCUGGGCGAGGUUGGGAGCGUGAGUUCCGUGACGAAUGCUACCGAGAUGUUGCCUGUUACUGUGGAUGUCAUGGCGGCUAAGGGGUGUGAUGGGAUCAUUAUCAGGCUUGCGCAGGAUCUGGUGGGUGCUGGGAUUUUGAAGGUUCCCCUGGCGGGUGGCACGCUUGCUGGGGGGGAGGUUUUGUUGAGGAGGGAUAUUGAGGAGUGGCUUUGA